Striga hermonthica is the source of this 1791-nucleotide messenger RNA. Lineage: Eukaryota; Viridiplantae; Streptophyta; Magnoliopsida; Lamiales; Orobanchaceae. The record is from the annotation of a GenBank genome assembly.
AUGGAGGUUAUCUCCCUCCCGGUGCCAACCAACAAUGAUGAUAUCAUAAAAGAAAAGCAGACUCUAAAAUGCUGGAAAAGAGCUCCUAGCAAAAUUGGCAGGCUAGCCAGGCAUCGAGGGGAGACUGUAGCCAUCUCUAAACAGUCUAGACAGAAAGAGCAAUUGCAUAACCCAGAAGUAGUGGCAGUAUCCGAAAAUGGAAACAAUAUCCUAGAGGUGAAGACUGUACCGAUUGAAAAUGGAAACUUGUCUGAAACACAGGAUAAAGAUGUUGUAUCGGAGGGUCUUGGAGUAGUUAGUGUAUAUGACCAGUGGAUUGGACCUCCAAUAUCUGGCCCGCGUCCAAAAGCCAGAUACGAGCAUGGAGCAGCUAUUAUUGAGGAUAAGAUGUACGUAUUUGGUGGAAACCACAAUGGUCGUUACCUAAGUGAUCUCCAGGUUCUGAAUAUGAGAAGUUGGACUUGGUCCAAAGUUGAAAUUCAGGCAGGGACAACUCCUUGUGCCGGCCAUUCGUUGAUACCGUGGGAUGGGAAGCUUCUUUCAAUCGCUGGACAUACAAAGGAUCCUUCUGAAACAUUACAAGUGAAGGUGUUUGAUCCGCAAACUUGUACUUGGUCUACGUUGAAGACUUAUGGAAAGCCUCCGGUAUCUCGUGGAGGACAGUCAGCGACCCUUGUGGGAAUGACUCUCGUCAUAUUUGGCGGACAGGAUGCAAAGAGAUCACUUUUAAAUGACCUGCACAUUCUGGACUUAGAAAGCAUGACCUGGGAUGAAAUGGAGACGGUGGGGGUUCCACCUUCUGCAAGGUCUGAUCACGCUGCAGCAGUACAUGCAGAUCGUUACCUCCUUAUUUUUGGUGGCGGCUCACACGCAACUUGCUUUAACGACCUUCAUGUUCUUGAUCUUCAAACUAUGGAAUGGUCAAGACCAACACAGCAGGGUGAGAUACCUAGUCCGCGUGCUGGCCAUGCUGGUGUUACAGUUGGAGAGAAUUGGUUCGUUGUUGGCGGGGGGAACAAUAAGAGUGGAGUCUCAGAGACUGUUGUCCUCAACAUGUCCACAUUGGUCUGGUCAAUUGUAACUACUGUCGAAGGACGUGUUCCUCUUGCUAGCGAGGGUUUGAGUUUAGUCCUUAGCUCUUACAGUGGUGAAGAUGUGCUAGUCUCAUUUGGCGGAUACAAUGGGAGGUACAACAAUGAGGUUAAUGUACUUAAACCAAGUCAUAAAUCAACUUUGCAAUCAAAGAUGGUGACCGUAGUGCCUGAUAGUGUAUCAGCUGUUCAAAACGUCACUAAUGCUACCAGAGAUUUGGGAUCUGAGCUUGAGACAGGUCAAGAAGGAAAAAUAAGGGAAAUUGGUGUGGACAAUAUUGAUGCUGAACCAAAGAUUAGCAAGAGCGAAGAGACAAGUGAUCGUCUUUUAGAAGCCCUUAAGACAGAGAAAGAACAAUUAGAGUCAUCUCUCACUGUGGAGAAAAUGCAGACCCUUCAGUUAAAGCAAGAGUUGGCAGAUGCUGAAACUCGCAACACAGACUUAUACAAGGAACUUCAAUCUGUGAGAGGCCAGCUUGCAGCAGAGCAAUCCAGAUGUUUCAAACUUGAGGUAGAUGUUGCGGAACUAAGGCAGAAACUGCAAACGAUGGAUACUUUACAGAAGGAGCUUGAAAUCCUCCAACGGCAAAAAGCCGCUUCUGAACAGGCUGCACUUAGCGCAAAACAAAGACAGAGCUCGGGUGGCGUAUGGGGUUGGCUUGCUGGAUCACCACCUGGCGAAAAAGUUGGUGACACAUGA